This is a messenger RNA of Seminavis robusta, 2199 nucleotides long. Lineage: Eukaryota; Bacillariophyta; Bacillariophyceae; Naviculales; Naviculaceae. The record is from the annotation of a GenBank genome assembly.
AUGACAUUGCGACCCGACCCCCCGAGUGAUCCUCCCGCUGUUUCUUUCACUGCACCGGUAGCUGAAGUUGACUCUUCUGAAUCUGAAGACUACCAGUACGAUCAUCAGGAGGACGAAAAGGAAGAAGAAAAGGUAGAAGAAGAGGUUGCGAACACCGAUGGCGCUGGGAUUUCUCAUACCAGUGGUACCGCGGGAGAAGAUGAAGUGUGGGGAAGUGAGAGCGUCCAUGAAUGGCUCUCUCCUAGCAUGGCUUACCUUAAGGGUCCCGCUGUGGGGCCUGAACCUACUCUGUUGGGAGAGGAGCCUUCAGUAACAAACCCCGGAGCAGAGUCGGUGGGUCCCGCACAAGAACCAACUCAUGACUCAACACAACCUCCACUAUCUCAAGGGAGCACCCAACCAACUUCUACAACUUUGACUGGCAGCUCCCAAGAAGGUCACCACCAGGGCCAGUCAAUCACCUCCCACGGCCCCGGUCAGUCAACCAGCAUUCCCCUGGUUGCAAAUGUGGAACCUGUCCAUGCCCAAGAAGAUGGCCCUCUCUUGGAAGCUAGGUUGGUUACCUCCACCAUUGUUUCCAAGCAAAGCUCUGAACAAGGUCAGGCAUUCUUUUGUGCACGGUGCAUUCCCAACUCUGCAGGUGCAAGGUGGCUAUGUUUUGGCAUCUCCUGUCUUCUAGCGAUUGUGGCUGUGGUGGCUAUUAUUUGUAGUGGUGGCAUUUGCAGUGCAAGUGAUGAAGGAAACAGUUUGUCUUCGUCAGCACAAAGGCAAGAAAACCCGGAUGCUCCUGUGGCCACCCCAACACAAUUUGUGCCUAGCCAAAACCCCCAAGCCGAAUUGAUUCUCACCCCGCAAGCCAAAGCCGCAACCUCGCCAUCGAUGAAUCCGUCCAUUGAACCAUCCCUUCUCCCUUCGCUGGAGCCAUCGUUGCUCCCUUCACUCGGACCAUCCUUGUUCCCUUCUCUCGAACCAUCGUUGCUCCCUUCACUGGGACCAUCAUUGCUGCCUUCUUUCGAACCGUCCCUUGCCCCUUCAACCAUACCUUCAACCAUUCCCACUCCAGAGCCAACACUGGAUCCAACAAGUUGGCCUUCCUCGGAACCUACCGUGGACCCGUCGAGAGAACCAAGCAGAGAUCCUACUAGACUCCCAACCACUGGCUCACCCACCCCAAUUCCUACGGCAACACCAACCAGACGUCCUAGUCCAAUACCCACCUCUCGACCAACUUUGCAGCCUGUAACGCUAAGGCCAACAUUUCGACCCACGCCGCAACCAACAUUUCGACCCACGCCGCAACCAACGCCAAGGCCCAGCCGAAGGCCAACGCCAAGGCCGAGCCGAAGGCCAACAGCGCAACCAACGGUGGCUGCAGUGCCACCGACGUCAUCUGGAAAUCAAGAUUGCCCUAGCAUGAUUGCUGUGGAAGGAAAUGUCACAAUUACGUUCUUCUUUGUAGACCGAGGUCCGACGGAGGAGGAACAAGUUGAAGCAUACAACGCCACCAUCGAUUUCUUUGACGACACGUUUCGAGCUGCCUUCCCGGGGACCUUUCAAUCUACGGUGCAAGCAGACAUGAUCAGCUCGACGUUUGAUUUCGACGAGCGCGACCUGACGAUUGAAAUUGCCUCUCAGUAUCUGUUCUCGCCAUGUGCACCAUCCCUAAAUGAAGCCCAAUCUGCUGUUGACAACGCCGACUAUGACGCAUUGUGGUCGGAUUAUGUUCGUCCUGAAUCUACCGACGUGGCCAAUCUACUUGUGUUUGUGGAAGGGGCUUUUUUCGAAGGAGGUCCUACAGAUGUACCGGUAUUGUCGGGUGGACUCGAGAUCGUUAUCACAAUCGAGUAUCGUGUUGGAGACGCCGCUCCUGCGAGUCCCACCGAUGCGGAGAUUGACAACUUACUUGAUGCCAAAGCAGCUUUCUACGUGCAAACGUUUCAAUCCGCAUUUGGAGAUUCAUUCAUUUCACUGAAUGUGGUCGAAUUCUCGGACAUGGAAAGUCCAUCAAGUGGAGGUUGGGUAACUGAAUUUGUGGCGAAUCUAAGUUUAGAAGAUCCUUUGCCGGAUACAGACACGGUGAUCGCGGUAAUUGAAGAAGCAGAAUACACAACCUUUAUCCUCGAAGAGGUCCUUCAACUUGGCCCUUACUUUGCCUUCGUGAAUGGCCUCGACCUCGUUGCAGGUGCUCGGGUCGUCUGA